AUGCGAGAUGCAGUGGAGGCUGAGCUGAGACGCCUGGAAGACCAGGACAUCAUAGAACGGGUAACUGGCCCUGCCCUAUGGGUGUCACCCGUUGUAAUUGUGCCCAAGCGAAAUGACAAGGAUGUGAGAAUAUGCGUAGACAUGCGAGAAGCGAACAGAACCAUUGUUCGAGAGCAGCACUUAAUGCCUACUGUUGAAGAUGUGAUCAGCACCCUAAAUGGCGCAGCACUGUUCUCCAAGUUGGAUCUCAAGGAGGGGUACCACCAGCUAAAGCUGGAAGAACAUUCAAGAAUGAUAACCACUUUUUCCACCCACUGUGGACUAAGAAAGUACAAGAGGCUUCUGUUUGGAGUCAAUGCUGCUGCGGAGAUAUUUCAGGAUGCCAUAAGACAAGUGCUGCCUAACGAAGAUAGCAUCAUCAACAUCAGUGAUGACAUCCUUGUCUCAGGCCGCACAACUGAAGAGCAUGAUCGGCAACUGCGGCUGGUGCUCAGGCACUCAGAAGAGGUUAGGCUCACUUUGAAUGAGAAAAAGUGUGUGGUGGCAUCGAGGAGUCUGAAAUUCUACGGUCACGUGUUCUCUGCCAGCAGAGUCAAUGUUGACCCUGAGAAAGUAGAAGAAGUGGCAAAGAUGACGCCACCAAGAAAUCCAACUGAAGUCCUGCUCAUCACAGCCCAAAGGAUGGGUGAUCGGACGUCAUCUGAUAAACUGUGGAAAGAUGACAAGCUCAAGCCCGUCAUCCAGAUCAGAGAUGAGCUAACAGUUGCAGACAAUGAUGUUGUCUUGAGGGGACCAAGGCUGGUGAUCCAGAGAAAGUGCGGCUACAAGCCAUCAAGCUGGCUCAUAGGGGACACCAGGGGAUUAUCAAAACCAGGGCUUCUCAAAUAUGUUCGUUCCAAGGAACCCUGCUAA
This is a messenger RNA of Dermacentor silvarum, 912 nucleotides long. RefSeq lists its product as uncharacterized. Lineage: Eukaryota; Metazoa; Arthropoda; Arachnida; Ixodida; Ixodidae. Bases 1 to 912 code for a protein of 303 amino acids. The record is from RefSeq and is a predicted model, not a curated record. The transcript has 2 exons.